This is a messenger RNA of Neurospora hispaniola, 1344 nucleotides long. RefSeq lists its product as uncharacterized. Bases 356 to 928 code for a protein of 190 amino acids. The transcript has a single exon. NCBI's taxonomy places the organism in Eukaryota, Fungi, Ascomycota, Sordariomycetes, Sordariales, Sordariaceae. The record is from RefSeq and is a predicted model, not a curated record.
UAGCCCAGACUUACAAACACUCGAAAAUUAGAAACCUGAUUCUUCAUUGGAACAAGUUUCCGUUGGGGUUAUCUACUUUCCGUUCGAAAACCUGUGACAACCUGGUGUAAGGAGGACAGUAUUGGGCCCAAACCAGAAUUACCGACGGAAAAAACGGUCAAUCCAGAACGGCUUGACACUCACGAUAGUUCCUUACAAUACGAGUUGUACCCUUCACUCGCGCAUCUUGCAGCCGUUGAGUCACCAGGACCAGGGCUACAGCACACACACACACACACACACGCACAUAACCUUGCAGUUAUCAUUAUAUAAUCCCGCACCCCACAUCUGCUUUUUUUCCUCCCGCUUCUUCACGAUGGCCUCCUUCUCCCCAGAAGAUCCCUUCUUCAACCUCUUUUUUACUCCGGCACCAACUUCGUCCGCCAGGAACGCUAGAAACGGCGGCAGCAGCGUGACAAGAAGUCGCAGCCCAUCGCCAUUCCCCCCUCUUCCUCCCACAUCUACCGCAACCCCAUCUUUGGUCAGGGCGUUGAUGUACUCGACGUCUAUCCCAAUGUCCAUCAUGCCGUCCUCCAAGGAAACUCUCAUCAGCAAGUCGCCAAUUCUCUCCGCCUUGCGCUCCCCGGUGGGCACCGCGUCUGGUCAUCAUCGCAGCUCCAUUUCCUCCACCACCUCUUCCGUUGUGACCACCUCCACCACCUCAGAUGCUGCUGUCGUUGAGGUCCGAGUUACUACCAAGCCCGCGGAGGAGGCUACCAUCGAGGAGCUGCUGGCCCGCCCUCCCCCCAAGCACUCGCUCAGCUACUACGUCAAGAACGCGCGCGACAGGCGCAUGCCCGUUGUUGACCCUGAGGAGGAAAGGAUGCGCUUUGAAAAGGCAAAGGCGGAGUUGUUGGCUGCGAAGGCGGCGUUUGACCUGAAGAUCUAAAGCGACAAACACCUUGGAAAGUUUCGACCUUUCGUCGCGAUCACUUCCAUCUCACCCAUUACCUGUGCAACACGGCAACUUUGGUUUUCUGGUUACCGGCAAUCAAUUUGGCAAACGCUGUUGCCGGAUGGGAGCUUUGCUACCUCUAGCGACAGUAGCGAGCGAGCGAGCGACCAUGAAGCUCGGCACCCAAUUUCGGCGGUUUUUUGAAUUACUCAAUUCUAUUCUCAUUCAACAAGCGACUUUGUUUGGCUUUUUGGACUUUUCCCUCCCCGUUUCUCCUAUCGACUUAGUCUUGGAUCGGCAUCAGCCACGUCGAGUAUCAACGAGACGGACAUAGACAAGGGAAAAACGCGGGUUAUCAAGUUCCUCACGGAACAGGCGGCGGCGGCGUUAAUGGAGUGUUUUUAUUGGUC